This is a messenger RNA of Magallana angulata, 1943 nucleotides long. RefSeq names its product syntaxin-like. The record is from RefSeq and is a predicted model, not a curated record. Gene Ontology annotation, cellular component: synaptic vesicle; endomembrane system; presynaptic active zone membrane. Gene Ontology annotation, biological process: synaptic vesicle fusion to presynaptic active zone membrane; exocytosis; intracellular protein transport. Gene Ontology annotation, molecular function: SNAP receptor activity; SNARE binding. The coding region runs from base 403 to 1281 and encodes 292 amino acids. The transcript has 11 exons. NCBI's taxonomy places the organism in Eukaryota, Metazoa, Mollusca, Bivalvia, Ostreida, Ostreidae.
UAUCAGUUUCUGUACCUCGAAGUCCCUACCCUGCCUCACGAUUUGUGUAUGCUAAUUAACAGAAUUAUCGGACAGCAGAUAAAUAAAAGAUGCCUUUUAGAUGGAUUAAAUAACAUAAAGCAUUAAAACUCGGAUCAUUUUCAAAGCUAGUUUAUAUAGGAGGAGAUUAACGGAGAACGCGGUCCAUUGUGUCCUACUUUUACCCGAUGCCGAAGGAGCCCGGAAAUUAGAUUUUCAUGCGCAACCUAGCGGCCUGACUCAGUACAAGAUAUACGAAAAUUAAAAUUGUAUUGAUUGCUAAUGAUUUAUCAAAAGUCUCUGCCGUUGUGUGAAAAAGGAAGAAGUGGCUAACAUUUAUGAAGUCAGAAAAGGAUAUUGUUUAGUUGAUCUUGCGACUGAGAUAUGACGAAAGAUCGCUUAGCAGCUCUCAAAGCGGCUCAAAGUGACAAUGAAGAACAAGAUGACGUCCACACAGUCAGCAUGGUCCAGCCUGGUGGUUUUAUGGACAUGUUUUUUGAACAGGUGGAAGAGAUUCGGGGGAUGAUAGACAAAAUAGCCUUCAAUGUGGAUGAAGUCAAGAAAAAACACGGUGCUAUCCUGGCAGCUCCGCAACCUGACGACAAAACAAAGGAAGAAUUGGAGGAGCUGAUGACAGACAUCAAGAAAACUGCAAAUAAAGUCCGUGCCAGGUUAAAAGAUAUUGAACAAAAUAUUGAAAAAGAAGAACAUUCAAAUAAAACGUCAGCGGAUUUAAGGAUACGAAAAACACAACAUGCAACACUUUCCCGUAAAUUUGUGGAGGUAAUGAAUGACUACAAUGCUUGUCAAAUUGACUAUCGGGAGCGGUGUAAAGGCAGAAUCCAGCGGCAACUGGAAAUCACUGGAAGAACUACAACUAAUGAUGAAUUAGAAGAUAUGUUAGAAUCGGGAAAUCCAGCAAUAUUUACGCAGGGGAUCAUUAUGGAAACUCAAGCAGCAAAACAAACUUUAGCAGAUAUUGAAGCUAGACAUAAUGACAUUAUAAAAUUGGAGACUAGUAUAAGAGAGCUACACGAUAUGUUUAUGGAUAUGGCCAUGUUAGUAGAACAGCAGGGAGAAAUGAUCGACCGAAUAGAAUACAACGUAGAACAGGCGGUGGACUAUAUAGAGACGGCAAAAAGUGACACCAAGAAAGCAGUCAAGUACCAGAGUAAAGCUAGGCGGAAAUUAAUCAUGAUCAUCAUAUGUGUUGUAGUCUUACUCGCUGUCAUUGCAAUUAUUUUGGCUACCAGUCUGAGUUAAUGCUGCAUGUUAUAUGAACAAAAAAAGUUCAGCACACAAACUUUGAUGUGGACACUUUUAAUUCAAAUGGGGAUCAUUACCAAUUGUGAGGAGAAUUUACUGCAUGACAUUUCUAUGACUCUAGCGUACCAAAUAAUGUGUACCAGACAGUGAUAUCCUUCGCACAACAUGCUAUUAGAAAAAAAAGUUCAACAAAAAAAAUAUGAAUUAGUGAAACUGUGUUCAAAGCAACGAUCCAAGGCAGUUUUAAAUGGUUUUCAUCAACUGAACAAUUGUGUAUUGAUUUUAUUGCUGAAAAAACACAAAAAACUGCACCAAGUAGAGGUCUGAUUUUAUUUCUCUGUCGGAUAGAGACUUUGACGCAAGAACUUGUACCGUAGCAUGGUCUUCUUCCUGAUUUAGAAUUUUGUUGUAUUUAGAGACAUUUUGUAGUAUGAAGAAGCAGACAAGAUUCUAAAUUAGCUGUGUUGUUCUAAAUAUAGACUACUUUCAAUCCUCAAUCAUUCCUACUUGUGCUUUAUAUGCGAGUAGAACUAUAGAGUCAGCUGUGUCUAAAUAUAUUAUAUUUAAAUGUAUGUAUGUGAGUUCUGGUGAAAUCUUCAAACUUCUAUCCAUGAUUUUUUUUAUUGAAACUCUUUAAAUAAAACAUAUUUAUUAACUGA